Carica papaya (papaya) is the source of this 1285-nucleotide messenger RNA. It is a transcript of the gene TRX2, whose product is annotated as thioredoxin 2. The record is from RefSeq and is a predicted model, not a curated record. NCBI's taxonomy places the organism in Eukaryota, Viridiplantae, Streptophyta, Magnoliopsida, Brassicales, Caricaceae.
AAGCUAUGCUUUGGUAUCCUAUUCCUAUAUUAUCGAGGGGGUCGCCUUUAUUUAUUAUAUAGAGAGCGAGAGAGACGAAAAAUUUGGAUAAAGAAAAAAAUGGGAGGAAUUCUGUCGGCCGUGUUGGGAGGAAAUGAGGUUUUGUCGUCGCCGGCAUCAUCAGAGUCUUGGAGAAUCAAGACUUUCAACUCAGCUGUUGAGUGGAAAAGCUUCUUUGAUACUUUUGAAGCCAAUAAGCUGAUGGUGAUAGAUUUCUCCGCCAAAUGGUGCGGGCCGUGCAGGAUGAUGGAGCCGAUAUUUGGAAGAUUGACUAUGGAUUAUCCAGAGGUUGAAUUUGUGAAGAUUGAUGUCGAUGAAUUGCCUAGUGUGGCCCAGGAAUACGGGAUUCAGGGUAUGCCGACGUUUGUAUUGGUGAAGGAUAGAACUGUAAAGCACACGGUGACUGGGGCCAAGGAAAAAGAGCUCAAGGAAAAGAUAAAAUCAUUUCGUUAAAAGGUAAUCUUCAUAUAACACUUAUAUAUUUGUCAUUUGUAUCACUGGUAAUUUUAAUCGACGCAAUUAUCUUCUAGAAUUUUGGGGUUGUAUCAAAUGAAACAUUAGUUAAGGGGAACUGUAAACAGACAUUUUUUUUUUCCUUUAUAAAGAUAAAUGGGUAAGUUUAAGUUUGUCUUCUUCUUCAUCAAACAUCAAGACCCUUUUCCUUCACUUGUUUUUCUUGAUAAUACUCUUGGGCAGUUGAUACAUGUGAGACCAGCUAGUGGAAAAUUAGACCCACUAUUCUCAAACAGGUUUGAAAUUUGGGAUUGCGGACCCAUCCGUGCAAACUCUAUAGUUAAUCAUCUUCGUGGAUCAUGUAUGAACGUGGAAUAAUCUUGGUGUUAGGAUGAGUUUUCCACAGAUGGGCAUCGGUGGAUACCAAAUUAACAGUUUAGGAAAAAGGUUUUGAUGUUUUGAUGAAGAAGACAUUGUAAAACUACCAACUUAUCUUUGGAGAAAAAAUCUGUUGAAGAUUACUAAUUCUGUUAACUAAUGUGCUAAGUUACAAUGAUAAAAUACAGAAGCUAAUUGGUUUGAUUAAAAUGUUAGAGAGUGAUUUGAUAUAAAUGGCAAAAUAUAGUGUGUUUUAUGAUGAUCACUAUGUUUUUUAAGUCUGAAGUGAAAUCAUGUUAGCCAAAAAGCGCAUGUGAAUAAAGAAAGCUUGAAGCUUUCAGCAUGGAAAAGCUACCUUGUCUGUUGUGUGAAGUUUGUGUUUAGCUGUGAGUUGAUGAUAAUUUAUUAUUGAUAA